Messenger RNA from Haliotis rufescens (red abalone), 558 nucleotides. RefSeq lists its product as uncharacterized. The record is from RefSeq and is a predicted model, not a curated record. NCBI's taxonomy places the organism in Eukaryota, Metazoa, Mollusca, Gastropoda, Lepetellida, Haliotidae. The coding region runs from base 154 to 543 and encodes 129 amino acids. The transcript has 3 exons.
UUGCCAGAGACCACCAACUCUGAACUGACAAGCCCUGUAACGACCACAACUCACAUUUCAACUUCAACAACUUUACUGGGUACUUCAACAUCUGCACCGACUACAUCGGCUCCAGUAUCAACUUCAACUACCGCAUUGGCAAGCACAACUGAUAUGUAUAACGGCACAUGUGUAACGGACGCCGACUGUGCUACACCUCCUGGCAGGACUUGCUCUGGUGGUGUCUGCAUAUGUUCCAUCGGAUACGACAUGGACGAGACCAGCGCUGUGUGCAGAAAGCUGACAGACUGUUUAUCCGUUGGAUCUCAGUUCACCCUCUACGUGGACAAAGUCAUCAAAGGGUACGGUGUCCAAAAGUAUGAUUCGAAGACGUCUGCAGAAUGUGCCCAGUUGUGCUUGGAUGCUGACACCGUGUGCAGAUCUUUUGAAAUGGAACAUAAUAGAUGCUUCUUGCAGGCAGUCACGUGGUUUGAUGUCGCUUACAGCAAACGUGCUUCCCAGAACGGUUCGGAUCAUUACCAGCGUAGAUGUAACUGGAAGUAAAUUCUCAAAGUAAAU